Suillus subaureus is the source of this 576-nucleotide messenger RNA. RefSeq lists its product as uncharacterized. Bases 1 to 576 code for a protein of 191 amino acids. NCBI's taxonomy places the organism in Eukaryota, Fungi, Basidiomycota, Agaricomycetes, Boletales, Suillaceae. The record is from RefSeq and is a predicted model, not a curated record. The transcript has 3 exons.
AUGACAUUCAAACAGGCUCAGAAAUACAUCUCCUCCAGCCAUACAUUGCAAGUGUUGUAUGGGCUGUGGUGUCCUGAUAAUCACCUAGUGGAUGGGAAUUCAGCCAUUCUUGGUAACCUGAAGCAUGCAAGCCUUGCUUUGAAGGAAGCGAGGCUUUGCAUCCAAGGAGAAUAUGACCUAUGCAAUGCUCACUUGCCUGCUAUGUCAGGGAAGGCAGCUGGCAUCUUGGAUACUGCACCAUACAUACAUGUCAAAGAGGGCAUGAUUGGUGAUGAGGUACUUUGGUGGGUAUUACAUGUAGUUUUAUUUGGUAAUUUGAAACCCUCUGUUUUUGAUUGUCCUCCUCCAGGAGGGUACCUGAUUACUGAUGUAUCAUGUGCAGUAGUUCAGACAGAUGUUGAUGCAAUCAUCCACUUUGAUGAAGUAGAGAAGAAAGCACAAACAUUUCUGGUGACACUAAAAAAUGACUUUCCUAAGUCAUGGACUGAGCUAUGCUUCGAAGUCCAUGGGCUCCAUCAGAAAGCACCAGGCACAGAUGGAGAGAGGUGUUGGGUAUUGAGAGGUAUUCCUGGAUAA